AUGAGGCUGCUCUGUGUUCUGUACGCAAUUAGCCGGACUCUGGGGUUUGGUGCUGGAGAAGCAAUUACUUUGGGAUUGUUGAUACCUUUUGGAAAUAAUGGCGAUAUCGGCAGGCGGAUUGGUGGAGCAAUGAACCUGGCCGUGGAGAAGAUUAAUCAAAUGUCCUCGCUUUCUGCUGUACGGGACAUGGGUUAUAAUUUCAACUUUAUCUUUCGGGACAGUGCCUGCUCCGCGGGCAAGGGCAUGCUGAGUCUAGUUGAACUCUAUCACAAUUACAACGUUCAAGCCUUUAUUGGUGCCUACUGCGAUUCCGUCUGUGGUCCAGGUGGUCUGUUGUCUGCCGAACUUAAUUUACCUAUGAUCAGCUAUGGAUGUACCUCCACAGAGAUGUCCGAUAAGACCACCUACCCAAUGUUCGCCCGGACAGUCGCUCCCAUCACUAAGGCAUCCAUAUUUGUUGUUGACAUCCUCAAACAUUUUAACUGGACCCGCAUUUGUAUUCUUAGCGGCGAGCAACACCUCUGGCAUCUUGCCACCAGCAGUUUUAAGAAAGAUCUGGAGGCCAGCGGUAUCAGGGUGAAGAAUACAUAUCAGGUGGGCAUGUCGGAGAUGGGAAGCAGUUCAACAGUUGAGAGCGCUCUGCAAGCCACAAGGGAACAAACCAGGGUGUUCUUGCUUUGUCUGUACGGAAACAUGGUGGACAUAGUGAUGAAAACUGCUCAGACUCUGGGGAUGUUGAAUGGAGACUUUGUGUUUUUGUCACUGGAAGCCGAACUCUCUAAUCACGUGACCACAAAUACAAACACAGAAGGUCACGGUGGUCACGGAGAUCAUGCUUCUCACAGGCGAAAGAGAGAGGCCGACCUAGAGAAACUCUACCAAUCAAGACAAAAGAGAGAAAUGACGUCAUCAAAUAUGAACAUGUCAGAUGGCAUGGUGCCAAUGAACAUGUCACAUGGCACGUCGUCAAUGGAUAUGUCCCAUGACAUGACAACAGGGCAUACGUCCGGGAGGAUGAUGGUUCCAAAAGACAGCCACCUUACCGGUUAG
Messenger RNA from Liolophura sinensis, 1050 nucleotides. Its product is annotated as guanylate cyclase 32E-like. Gene Ontology annotation, biological process: G protein-coupled receptor signaling pathway. NCBI's taxonomy places the organism in Eukaryota, Metazoa, Mollusca, Polyplacophora, Chitonida, Chitonidae. Gene Ontology annotation, cellular component: membrane. The record is from RefSeq and is a predicted model, not a curated record. Gene Ontology annotation, molecular function: peptide hormone binding; G protein-coupled receptor activity. The transcript is spliced from 4 exons. Bases 1 to 1050 code for a protein of 349 amino acids.